CAAAGCUCUCUGGAAGGUCAUUCAGAGCUGAGACUAUUUCAGAUGAUGGGCUCCUUUCCAAGCCGGACCCAGCUGCCUCUCGCCCUGAAAUAUUUGGAAGUUUGUUAUCAGGGUGGGACGGGACACACACACACCAUGGUUUAUAAUUGCCAUUAAAAAUAGCCAUUGACUCAACCACAGGCAGCUAACAGGGCAAGGAAGCUGUUGUGUAACUAGCAACCCAGAAGGAAACAGCAGAAGAAUGUCGUGAUCUAAAACGGUCCCAAGCAGCCGGAGAAGCUGGACCCUCAAAAGUCUCUUUCAGAAUGUCCUGGUAUUCACUAAACACAGAUGACUUGAGACGCCCCAGGCUGCAAAGAACAUCCAGUCGCUCCUUAAGCAGUCAGCACAGCUAUCAAACUCCAGAAUUGGGGGAGUUGCAACGCAUGUUAUGGACCCCAGUUCCUUGCCGGGGAAAUGUCAACGAAGUCUGGCCUAACCUUUAUAUUGGAGAUCUAGGGAAAGUUUUGGUCCACUGUGCCAUGGGGAUAAGCCGCUCAGCCACUCUGGUGCUGGCUUUCUUGAUGAUCUACGAAAACAAGAACCUCGUGGAGGCCUUAAAGACGGUGCGAGAACAUAGAGGGGUCUGCCCAAACACGGGUUUCCUCAGCCAACUUCGAGAGCUCGACCUCCGGUUGAUGAGUGAAAAAGGGAAAGCAAUGGGAAUCCCUUGAAACUUUAGAUAUAAAAUACUUGGACAUUGGGAAGUCCAAGAAGAACAAUUGAAUCACCUCAGAAAUACUUACAUACCUGUGAUGUUUACAGGCAAUGUCAUGAAAACUAUCUUGUUGGCAUCUUGUUCAAGAUUAAAGGUGUGCAGGAAACUUGGUAUCUGUUCCUACUGGUUCGGACCGGUUCAGCUGAGUAGGUAUUA
Thamnophis sirtalis is the source of this 913-nucleotide messenger RNA. The record is from RefSeq and is a predicted model, not a curated record. Lineage: Eukaryota; Metazoa; Chordata; Lepidosauria; Squamata; Natricidae.